This is a messenger RNA of Cyphellophora attinorum, 519 nucleotides long. Its product is annotated as Protein sym1. The transcript is spliced from 4 exons. The coding region runs from base 1 to 519 and encodes 172 amino acids. NCBI's taxonomy places the organism in Eukaryota, Fungi, Ascomycota, Eurotiomycetes, Chaetothyriales, Cyphellophoraceae. Gene Ontology annotation, cellular component: cytoplasm; mitochondrion; membrane. The record is from RefSeq and is a predicted model, not a curated record.
AUGGUUCUCCGAUGGUAUCAGGCCAAGCUCAAGGCGCAGCCCUUGCUGACGCAGGCUGUCAUGAGUGCAGUCUUGUUCGGAGCAGGCGACACAUUGGCACAGCAAGCGGUAGAGAAGAAGGGCUUCAAGAAUCAGGACUUGACCCGAACGGCUCGCAUGGCAGGCUAUGGUGGUCUCGUUUUCGGGCCGGCAGCAACCAAAUGGUACGGCAUUCUGCAACGGAGGAUCAAUUUCGAGAACAAGACACAGACUAUAGUCGCUCGUGUUCUGGCCGACCAAUGCAUAUUUGCGAGCACCAACAUGUUUGUCUUCCUGUCGACCAUGGCCGUCUUGGAAGGCAAGAGCCCGCAAGAGAAGCUCCAGAAGAGCUACAUCCCUGGCUUGAAAGCCAAUUGGACGAUAUGGCCAGCCGUACAGGCCGCCAACUUCAGCAUUGUGCCUUUGGAGCAUCGGGUUCUGGUUGUGAACAUUGUCAGCUUGGGCUGGAAUUGUUACUUGAGCUAUCUGAACUCGCAGUGA